Aplosporella prunicola CBS 121167 is the source of this 972-nucleotide messenger RNA. RefSeq lists its product as uncharacterized. Gene Ontology annotation, cellular component: mitochondrion. Gene Ontology annotation, molecular function: (3R)-hydroxyacyl-[acyl-carrier-protein] dehydratase activity. The record is from RefSeq and is a predicted model, not a curated record. Lineage: Eukaryota; Fungi; Ascomycota; Dothideomycetes; Botryosphaeriales; Aplosporellaceae. The transcript has 3 exons. The annotation marks the transcript as partial.
GACGAGCUCACCCAGCGCCGUCUUCCGCUCAUCUACUCGGACCUCACGCCCGGGAACUCGCACGCCCUGACUGCUUCGCUGGCGUCGUUUUUGCCGGCCGACUUGCGCAAAACGCUUACCCUCCCGCCGACGAGCCCUGCCGUCCCGCUGCCCCCCGCGCACCACCUCGUAUACUUCAACCCGGCCGUCCCCGCCGAGGAGCUCCUGCCCGACGGGACGGACCCGUUGCAAUCGCCGGGGGAGCCGUUCGUGCGGCGCAUGUGGGCGGGUGGGCACGUUGCGUUCAAUCCUUCGGCGCCGCAAUUCGAGCUCAAUGGCGCGCGCGCGGUGUGCGUGGAGAAGGUAAGAACUGCGAAUUUCAAGGGGUACGUGGGCGCGGAGAAUGUAUAUGUGGGCAUUGAGCGCCGGAUGGGCUAUGUGAAGGAGGGGGAGAGCGAGGAGCAGCUGAGGGAGAGGUUGUGGGGCGAGACGGAGGACGACUGGCGCGAUGCCGUGUGUAGGGAGAGGAGGAAUCUUGUGUUUCUGAGAGGGAGGACCAAGUAUGAGGCAUAUGCUGAGAUGGUGAAGGCUGAGGCGGAGAAGAACAGCAAGAAGAUACUGAGGCCAUUGACCCCGCCAACCUUCAGCCACACCCUCACCCCGACGCCCUCGCUCCUCUUCCGCUACAGCGCCCUCACCUUCAACGCGCACUCCAUCCACCUCGACCCCGAGUACUGCCGCACCGUCGAAGGGUACCGCGGGAUGCUCGUCCACGGCCCGCUGACGUUGACGCUGCUCAUGGCGCUGCUGAACGGGCACAUCGGGCCCGGCAAACGCGUCACCUGGCUCGGGUACCGCAACCUGAUGCCACUGUACUGCAACGAACCGAUCAAGCUGUGCGGCAUCAAGGCGGAGCGCGAGUCGAGCGAUGGCGUCGAGAAGUACGAGAUUUGGGCUGAGACGCCUGAAGGCGGGUAUGCGGUUAAGGGAGCG